This is a messenger RNA of Lactuca saligna, 444 nucleotides long. NCBI's taxonomy places the organism in Eukaryota, Viridiplantae, Streptophyta, Magnoliopsida, Asterales, Asteraceae. The record is from the annotation of a GenBank genome assembly.
AUGGUGAUAACUGCUCCUCUACAUCCCGUUUUUUCAGCAAGGGAGGUCACAGCGUCCGGCGAUGGACGCGUCUUCAAGCGGCAACAACCACAACGGCAUGGUGGCCGACUCCGCCGGUCUUCAUCUCCAACCACAACGAAGUGGCGGCAUCGAAUCUUGACUCAGUGGCAACACUGGAAAAUAGGAGAAUGGAAGAUGGCGGAUGGUGUUGACGUUGGAAGUGAAGAAGGAGUCCCUGAGUAUCGAAAUGGGAACUUUGACCUUUUUUUCUUGUUUAAUUUUCAUGUAAAAAGGGUUUCUGCUUUUCUCCCCCGAUUAAUCUCCGGUGAUCUAUCCGUCCAGCGUACCGACUUACUAUCGACGGAAGCUGAUUUUCCAAAGACCAGCGUCGUGAAGUCAUACAUUUUUCGCCGACUUUGUGGUCAGGAGCUUUUGAAUAACUAG